UUAUGGCAUCAUCAUCAUCAUUGAAUAUGCGUUUCAAUAAUUUUUUAUUUAUUAGUUACAUAUAUAUAUAAAUAUAUAUAUAGAAAAUAUUUGGCUUUUGUUUUUUUAUAAUUUAUAUAUAUAUGUAUAUAUAUAUAUAUAUAUAUAUAUAUAUUUAAUCAAAUGUUUUUAUAAGAAAAUAGAUCUUUGAGUAAUUGCAGUUGAGUUUGAUAAAAAAAAAAUAAGAAAAGAUCAUAUGAAUAUUUAGAGGAACGAAGAGUCACAAUAAUUCUCUUUUCUUUCUAAAGAGGAAAAUAAAAUUUAUGUAUCUUAUUUUAAUAAAAAAAAAAAAAAUAAAACAAAAAAAAAUUAUUCUUUAUAUUUCAUUGAAAUUUUUUGUUGUAUUGUCAAAUUCUACAAUCUCAACAUUUUUUAAUAUUUUUCUAUCAAUUUAUAUCAAAAAUAAAUAUUUCAAAUAAUAUACACAUACGGAAUCUCUUAUUAUGUGCAAUAUUAAACAUUCAAACUAGUUAGCAACAAAAAAUUUAGUAUAAUUCAUUAACUUUACACAAUAAACUCAUUAUUGAAAAAUUCAUUUUAAACAUAGUUGUUGUAAUGUUAGGAGAAAUUUUAAAAUGUGUGUGUUCCAGUGGUGAAAAUUGUGCGAGACAUGGCAAUAUAAAAUGCCUUUUUAUGCCAAAUUUCGAAAACUUUGCAGUUUAAAGGUAAUAUACAUAUAUAAAAAUAUAAACAAAAGAAAUAAUAAAUUUACAAAAUUCAAAUCGGUGGCUCGUAUGAAUUAUAUCACACAAUAAAAGCAAUGCCGAAUUUGACAUUAAAUGUGUUUAUAUCCCAAUUCUGCUGUGUUCUCUUCUAAUAUUAUUGAAAUAGUUAUGUUCUAAUAUUAGCCAAUUCACAAAUUUCCUAAAAUAAGUUUAUGGAUAUAUUUACAACAAUUUCUACAAAAUGUCACAAACUAAGACCUAUAAGACUAUAUACUUACAAUAAUAACAUUUCUUUUUAUUGCUUUCUUUUUCCUAGAAAGGAGCUACAGAUAAAGUAUCCAUUUCGAUCUAGCAAAAAAUUUUAAAUUAAUAUUGAAUUAUUUAUUUUAUGAUUUGGUUAAAAUUACGGUUUUAAAUGAUUAUAUACCAAAGGCAAUUUGUUGUUGGUGUCAAUUUAGUGGCAUAUAUCUCACAGAAUGGCCUUCACGGAGAAAUUUAUUUUCGACAAGCUAAUACCACAUAUGUUGAAAUAAAAUCAAAGCUGGAAACAACAUUACAAUAUCCAGAACAAUCAUGGAGUUGGGCUGUACAUCAAUUGCCAGUUAUAUAUACCGAUACUGAUCCAGUUGGACGUUGUGAUUUAAGUAAUAUUGGUGAAAGUUUUAUACAAUUUGAUGAUGAUUUAGGCUAUUUAACAUUGCCGGGUAAUGAAACCUCAACUUGGUACAAAGAAAUAAAACUAACAGGAGAAAAUGGAAUUUGGGGGAGAUCAUUGGUUCUAUCGGAUGGUAAUACGAGAAUUUGUGCUACAAUUACAACUGUCGAACAAAAUUUAGAGCAUAUGGCAGAAGCAAAAUUUCAGACACCAAUUGCCGGUUCAGUAUAUUUCAGAUGGCUUGCAUCUGCUGAAAGUGAUCAUAGCGAUACUUUAAUUUAUUCAAACGUUUUUCACGUACGAAAAACUGAAUCAAAAUUUGCAUUCAAAGGCUUUACUGAACACAGAUGGAAAAUUUAUGUAACUGAUAUUUUUGAAAACGAUCAUCACCGAAGUGAAGAUAAUUGUAAUUUUUUACAAUUAGUAUUCGAUCCACAUGGUUAUGGUGAAAAAGAAGGUUUAGGUGAUUUAGAUGAGAGACUCGGUAAAUUAAAAGUGGCUAAUAACGCCUUAAAGAAGACAUUUAAAAAAAUGUAUCGUGAUGUUAAACUAGCAUUGUUACCAUCAGAUUUAAAUAUUCCACAUAGAACCUUAUAUUUAGUAUUAUUUGAUCAUUCCCAUCCAGACAAUUUUAUGGCAUGUUCUAAAAUUCGUCAUGUCAAACCAAUCUUUUAUAAAACAUUACUAAAUGCUAAUGGAAUCAAAGGAGAAAUUAAUUUUAGUCAACGGUCAACGUUUGACCCUACAUUUUUAAAUUUCACAAUAUCGUCAGCAAGCACUAAAAGAGAAGCAAAUCGUGAAUACGCAGCUGAUGUUGCAAGUAUUGCAAUACACGAAUUACCGCCAUAUCCUAUAAAAGUUGGUCAAACUGAUUAUUGCAAAAGUAGUGGAGAGGUAUAUAACCCACGUGAUCUCGACAAAAGUAAAAUACCGCCACCUGGUUAUGGUACACAAGAUCAAUAUCCGAUAGGAGACUUGACUGGAAAACUUCAAAGUAGGAAUAAAGAUUAUUAUCAUAAUUAUAUUCUUCCUGGUACAGCAGAGUUAAGCGGGAUAUAUUGGGAUGUAUUUCUCCCUUUAAGUGGUGUUAAUAGCAUUUAUCAUCGUGGUAUAAUUUUGAACAGAUAUAAUAGAACUGAUCCUGCAAAUAUAACUGAAACACACUGGGCAUGUGGUACAAUAAUGUUUUAUCAAAAAAACGGUCUCCAGCAGAAACAAAUUUUUACUGCCCAAGUACUAUUUCGUUAUCCAAUUGUCGGUAGAAUAUUAUUUAGACAACCAAAGGAAGAACCUUGGCAUGAUACUGUAGUUUUAAUUGAAUAUUUAAUUCAUGCUGAUGGUUCUAAUGUAAAUAAUACAGAUUCUCAUCGAUGGGCAAUUCAUGAAAAUCCACCUGGAAAAGACUUUUACGAUUGGCAGAAUCGUUGUAAUAGUACCGGUUCUAUAUUAAAUGCUAACAAAGUAUUUUUACAAGAUAAAAAUCCUGAAGACUAUUGCAAACCUUGGCUAGGACAAAUGUGUCGUAUCGGAGAUUUGCAAAAUAGAUUGGGAACAAUAUCGAUUGCAGGUAGCAAAAAAAACUCUGCAUUAAGUCGAAGGAUUUUUAUUGAUGGAAAUUUACCAUUAAGUGGAAGGCAUAGUAUUUUGGGAAAGUCUAUUACUAUUUAUGAUGAUAAUGGUCCAAAAGCUAGAGGGGAACGAUUAGCUUGUUCAAUAAUUUUAGGCCAUUAUAGAAGAAAAGUUGUAGCGAAAGAAUGGUAUCCGAAUGGAACACCACUCACAGUUAAAGGGAAAUUGGAGGUAGUCCAACAAUCAGAAUAUGACAUUAGUAACGUGGAAGUGGAAUUAAAAGGAUUAAUUGAAAAUAGUGGAUAUCACAUUCAUAUAACACCUGUGGAAGCAAAUUUAGAGUUCCCUUGUGAAGGUUCUUCCUUGUAUGAUCACUGGAAUCCAAGGAAAAUCAAUCCUAAAACUUCUCCUCCUCCGAAAAUGGGUAGUACUGAUCAAUAUGAAAUGGGUGAUUUGAGCGGUAAAUUUGGAACACUUGAAGGCUUAACUCAAUAUGAUGAUAGUUAUAAUGACACAAAUCUUCCCCUAUUUGGUUAUGAUGCUAUUAUUGGUCGGUCAAUUGUAAUUCAUAAAAAAGAAAAAAAUUUACGUUGGGCAUGUAGCACCUUAGAACGCGGCUAUAGUGCAUCAGAAGCUCGUGAAAUCAGAGCUAUCGCAUCUUUUCAUAAUCCAGCAGGAUAUGCCUACGGCUACAUGAGAAUGACUCAGUUAAUACAUAAUGAUGGAAGUGCGAGUGAUACAGUAAUUGAAAUCAAAUUACGACAUCCAGGAAAGAAUGAUCGUAAUAUGACCUACAAUCAUAAUUGGCAAAUUUAUGUUAAUCCGGUUGGUGUAGAUGCUGUGGUAAAACAAACGAUUACAAGAUGUGUUGCAGGGGGAUAUGUUUGGAAUCCAUAUUAUACACAGCUUGCCGAUCCAUUAAAUGUUGCGUUGUAUGAACAAGAAUGUGGUCCUGAUAAUCCGUUAAGAUGUUAUGUAGGAGAUGUUUCUGCUCGGAUAGGAACUCUUGACUUAGGUGUUAAAAGGACAGUAGUUACAGAUCCAAAUUUUCCACUUGAAGGGACACAAAGUGCUGUUGGUCGUUCAAUUGUUAUAUUUGCUCCCGAAAAAGGAAGUGAAAGAUAUGCCUGUGCCAAUAUAGAACCUGAUCAUAAUAUUGUAAAAUAUGUUAAUUUACAGAGACCUCCAAGAUUUGUUGUAGCCCAAUUUUUAGAGGAUAUUCGAGAAGUACUCGGUGUUCCUGACUGGAUGUUGGAUACGGAUGCUAGAAAAACAAAAAUACUUCAUGGUGGCUCUUGCAUUACAAUGAUUAUGCACUUUAAGGGCCCAAUAGCUCACAGAUUGGAGCAAGACUUUUCAAGAUUGCUCGUAAAUGGAAGACUUGAUGACCCAACGCUUUAUAUACCAGGUUACAAUAACGCGAAACGAAAGAAAACAGUUUCGUAUAGAACUUGCAGUGUUCGAGACCCAAAUGAAAAAAAAAAAAAGAAAAACUAUUUUUCAAGAAGUCAUAGCAUACAACCAAAGAUGUCUUAUUCUGCUUUCUUCCUUAUGUUAUUAACAUUUUGUUGUAAAUAUUUUAUAAAAUUUGUAUAAGAAUUCAUAAAAUAAAUUGUCAAUGUAAUAUAUAUGUGUAU
Molecule: messenger RNA, 4565 nt
Organism: Condylostylus longicornis
Lineage: Eukaryota; Metazoa; Arthropoda; Insecta; Diptera; Dolichopodidae
Gene: Rsod
Exons: 11
Coding region: 1120-4524 (1134 amino acids)
Biological process (GO): superoxide metabolic process
Molecular function (GO): metal ion binding
Source: RefSeq, a predicted model, not a curated record